Molecule: messenger RNA, 5513 nt
Organism: Mirounga angustirostris (Northern elephant seal)
Lineage: Eukaryota; Metazoa; Chordata; Mammalia; Carnivora; Phocidae
Gene: CUNH2orf42
Product: chromosome unknown C2orf42 homolog
Exons: 11
Coding region: 657-2381 (574 amino acids)
Cellular component (GO): nucleus
Source: RefSeq, a predicted model, not a curated record
GCCCCGGGGCCGCGGUGAGGGGAGGGCGCGCAGAGCAGGCAAGGGGGCCGUGUUGACAGAAGGCGGGGACAGCAGUGCGACGAGGGCGUAGAGCCGGGAAUCCCGGCGGAGAGCGUGGCCAAGGAGCAGAGUCCCGGCCAGAGAGAGACAGCGAGAGAGGGAACACAAGCAGGGGGAGUGGGAGAGGGAGAAGCAGGCUUCCCGUGGAGCGGGGAGCCCCACGUGGGGCUCGAUCCCAGGACCUUGGGAUCAUGACCUGAGCCGAAGGCAGACGUUUAACGACUGAGCCACCCAGGCGCCCCAAGAUUCACACUCUUCUUAGCAGACACUGGAAACCACAUUGCUGAUUUUGCUGGGUGACCUCAGAUUGCCAGGAUCUCCACUUAGGGCACUGGGAAUCUUCUUCUACUCUGGAACACUGGGCAGGAGCUUUGCCAUUGGCUGGCCAAGAAGGAGGAGGCAGAAUGUCUGCAUUGUUACACCAUAGAGUUCAAACUUCAAAAGACUUUGGGUUAAACAGUAUCAUUUACUCUGCAAAUGAUUAUAUCUUUGCCUGUCCUCUAUGAUCAUCACAAAUGAAACACCUUUCAGGUCUUACGAAUUCAGGUUACACUGUUUUCCAGAUGCUCUGGCAGCUGAUUCAGGGCCUUUGAAAAAUGGAACCCAACUCUCUGAGGACUAAAGUCCCAGCUUUCUUGUCUGAUUUGGGGAAGGCCACAUUGAGGGGAAUCAGAAAGUGUCCCCGAUGCGGCACAUACAAUGGAACCCGGGGACUGAGCUGCAAGAACAAGACAUGUGGAACCAUAUUCCGCUACGGGGCACGGAAGCAGCCCAGUGUUGAAGCUGUCAAAAUCAUCACAGGCUCCGAUCUGCAGGUUUACUCAGUGCGGCAAAGAGACCGGGGCCCCGAUCACCGAUGCUUUGUGGAGCUAGGCGUGUCAGAGACGACAAUCCAGACGGUGGACGGGACAAUCAUCACUCAGCUGAGCUCCGGACGGUGUCAUGUCCCCUCAUGCCUGAAAGCUGCCACCCAGGGCGUAGUGGAAAAUCAGUGCCAGCACAUCAAGCUGGCGGUGAACUGCCAGGCAGAAGCCACCCCUCUGACUCUGAAAAGCUCGGUCCUGAAUGCAAUGCAGGCCUCCCCAGAAACCAAGCAAACCAUCUGGCAACUGGCCACGGAACCCACAGGUCCCCUCGUACAGAGGAUUACUAAAAACAUCCUGGUGGUGAAAUGCAAGGCGAGCCAGAAGCACAGUUUGGGGUAUUUGCAUACAUCCUUUGUGCAGAAAAUCAGUGCCAAAAGCUUGCCCGAGCGCCGGUUCUUCUGCUCCUGCCAGGCUCUGAAAUCUCACAAGUCGAACGCCUCCAAGGAUGAGGUGGCCCAGAGAUGUAUUCAUUUCUUUGCUUGCAUCUGUGCCUUUGCCAGUGAUGAGACAUUGGCCCAGGAAUUCUCAGACUUCCUAAAUUUUGAUUCCAGCGGUCUUAAAGAGGUUAUUGUGCCCCAGUUAGGUUGCCAUUCAGAAUCAACAGUAACAGCUUGUGAGUCUACUGCCUCUAAGCCAAAGAAGAGGAAGAAGGAGGAAGUACCUGGUGCACAGACGAACAGUUCACUACUGUCUCAGGAUGCAGUGAGCAGUCAUCUAAGGAAAGGUGGCCUGAAAAAACCUGUGGUUGCUUCUUCAUUAAAAAGGCAGGCCUCCGGUCAGCUGUUGGAUGAGGCACAAGUGACCUUAUCCUUCCAAGACUGGCUGGCCAGCGUCACAGAACGCAUCCAUCAAACCAUGCACUAUCAGUUUGAUGGCAAACCAGAGCCACUGGUGUUCCACAUUCCUCAGUCCUUUUUCGAUGCCCUGCAACAAAGAAUAUCUAUAGGAAGUGCAAAGAAACGGCUUCCCAACUCCACAACAGCUUUUGUUCGGAAAGAUGCCUUGCCACUGGGAACCUUUUCCAAGUAUACCUGGCAUAUCACUAAUAUCCUGCAAGUUAAACAAAUCUUAGAUACCCCAGAGAUGCCCUUGGAAAUCACUCGGAGUUUUAUCCAGAACCGGGAUGGGACUUAUGAGCUGUUUAAAUGCCCUAAAGUGGAAGUAGAGAGCAUAGCAGAAACCUAUGGUCGUAUAGAAAAGCAACCUGUGUUGCGACCCUUGGAACUAAAAACCUUUCUCAAAGUUGGCAACACUUCCCCAGAUCAAAAGGAGCCAACACCUUUCAUCAUUGAGUGGAUCCCAGAUAUCCUUCCCCAAUCCAAGAUUGGCGAGCUGCGGAUCAAGUUUGAGUAUGGUCACCACCGAAAUGGGCAUGUUGCAGAGUACCAAGACCAGCGGCCGCCACUGGACCAGCCCUUGGAACUGGCCCCUCUGACCACCAUCACUUUCCCUUGAGGCAAAAUGAAACCGUCUUUUGCUGCUAAAUUUGCACAUCCCCACCCCUUGACAAUUUUAAAUACCUAGUUAGGCAUUUAGAUGGCCCUGUUCCUUAGUGAACUGCUCUUAGUUAAGAUACAAGUUCUCGGCACAUUCGAGUGGAUUCUUUUGAAGAAAAACUCUUCUUGUAAAUGGCCUUUUUGGUGCUGCUGUGUAUAGUCUUCAUUAUAAAUUAGGUGAUAUUUCUAGCUAGAAUUUUUAAAGAACAAAAAGGAAACCAGCUCACUUUCCUUCUUCAAGGACUCCCAUUUAGAGUUUGUUUCAACCUUUUUCUAAUGCUCUAAGAAGUAAGCAGCACUCCGCCUUACACCAACACUGUUGGAAAGUUACUAAUACCCUGGUUAGGGCAGAAUGUUAAGGACCAUCCUGAGAGAGUUCCAGUCAUGCCCUUUUAUCCUGUUCUCAAAUAAAGCACAGUGUCACUAGUUUUUCCAAAGUGUAUAUCAUAUUGGCCUGAUGAUAAAAUUAUAAACCUUUGGGGAGAUUUAAGUAAUAGUGAAAUAAGAAAAUGUCAAGGGAAUAUUGACAUUUCAAACUAAUGCUUCGAGUUGCUUAUUUCAUUGAUACUUAUUUCCUUCUCUAGUCUCAAAAAAGUUUAACAGUAAGAUUCAAUUCCUAUUGCUGAGUUCAUUGAUCACAGAAUGGAGAUAUUGAAAGAGAACUGGAAGCCUGUGUUCAGGGAGAAAAGAAGGGAAUGACCAUAUCCUAUAUGCCUUACUAUGUCCCAGGCACUCUCAUAUACGUUCCCAAUCAUUUGUCUCAUUUAGUCCUCAUUAUUCUUUGAAUUUAGGCAUUACCCCUUCUUUUAAGUUAAAGAGACAGCCUCUCUGAGGUUAGCUUGCUGGAAACAGCAUUAAAAAUAAUGUUUCAUUUUACUGCAAAGGACAUGUUCUUUCUACUUUAUCAUGUUGCUUUGAUAUAAAUUCCUUGUAAUUCAUUAUCCUUGGGAACACAAGAAAAAUCCAUAUAAAGGAGGCUCUUGGUUUUCUUUUGACGGCAAGUAACAAAACCCCAACUCUAACCAGCUCAGGCAAAAAUGGGAAUGAAUGACUGGUUCAUGGACUCUAAAAUAGGGCUGGACAGCUGUCGUGUGGUGGCACUGGGAUGUGACUAGGCCUCAGGAACCCUGGAGCCCUUGCCCAUGUGACCCAUCACUGUCUCUCCUGGGGUUUCACUCACUCUCAGCACCGAGCAGCUCCCUCUGGCCAGAAUUCUGACUCCUCUGAGGUGCCUGAAAGUGUGACUUCUCCUUCCACACUAGAGCAGGACUGACUGCUCUGCUCUGUCUCUCAUCCAAAGGGCAAAGACCCAGAGGAAAGACUCUAAUAGGCAUUUUUGCUAAAACGGGGAGCUGGGCCCCUAAGGUGGGGGGGGUAGGCAAAUUAAGUGUCUAUCCUGUGUGAUUGAGGGGCUAGUGUGUGUGGAGCACUCACAAUGCUUUAGGCAGUGGUGGAAUUCCUUGAAGAGACUCCAGAGAGGUCCACAGAGAACUUAGAACUUGCACUGGGCUUUAAAGGAGAAAGGGUUUGCAUAGAUAGAAAGAGGAGAAAUUAAAAUUAGGUGAAACAGAGCCUGCCUGAAAAGGAAGAACACCUAAGGAAACAUAGUGGUUGGCCCAUUCAAGAAACCCUUCAACCUGAGUGCUUUGAGGACGAUAGUCACAGCUUUUGGACCAAGACAGAUCGGUGAGUGACAAGCAAUGCCUGGGUCUAGCAGUACUUGACUACAGCCACAAGGACGAGAAGCACAAUCAAGGCCAUAAAACACAUGGCUGGGACAAAUGAUCCACCCAAAGAGGUGCACACUCAAGUGCUAAGGUCUUCACCCAGGACCACCCCAGCCCACCAUCACAGCCCAUCAAAAUCUGGAAUAGGGUUCAGAGUUACGGUGACUCUGUUUUAUAACUUGACAUCCUCUCUAACAGGUCAAGCAUGGGCCUAGGAGUACCAACCAAUGGGACUGCUGCACCCACUCUCAACAUCCAGACACCUCUGGGACACCACCAGUAUUGACCUCAUUUCAGACUUACCCCACACUACCACUACGGAGUGAUCCUAGAUACUUCCACCAGGAAAGGGCUCUUCAAACCCCGCACCCACCUGCCUCCCUACCCAUCCACACUUGCACCUGCUAUCCAUUGUACACCUCCAUUAGUCAUAGGAAUCUCCCAUCCCUGGGAGAUGGCUGUUCAGCUGCUGCCUUUCAACAUUGCAGCCACCAUUUGUAUUCUGGAAUGAACAGCUCAAAAUCCUCCAUGUUCGCAUAGCCACCUGUUUACUGCACAGACUGAUCAUCCUUAGACUGAGUAAAUUAAAAGGUCUAAGAGGGAUGCUGCCUUAACUUCCCCAGACAACGUGGCUGCACCCCUAAUGUGGGCACCAUGAAAACAACUUGCUACUCAUCCGCCUGGAACACUUUGGUUCUAACCUGUCUUGUCCCUGCUUCUACUAGAACUGCUGUCAUCUUAGCAGCUUGCUAGCUUAGAGGAGUAGUAAUAGGCCACUCAGAGACCUGAAAAUCUGACUCCAAGAACCACCCACCUGAGCGAAAGUCUGUAGGCCUGCCACCUGGCUCUCUCAAGGUACCAGAUGUCAUCAGCCCUGUGGCCUUCUCGGCCCAGCAAUUUCCAGUCACAGAAGUCCAUCCUGUCUUUCACGGAUUCCUGUUAUGUCCGGUCUGCCAAUAACCUGUGCUUCCCUCCAGCCCACAUGUGCACACACAUGCACACACACCACACACACUCCAGCCCCCUGCAUGAGUAGGUGGCCCCUAGCUCUGGCCACUUACAGAAUGCAACCUCUGUAUGUCAAAUAAGAGGCACUGUUCUGUCAGCGUCUGGUUCCCCCCUGUCAGGGCCCAGAACUUGCCCUCUGCUAGAAUAACCCAAGGAAAUCCCACUGUAUCUGCUGAAGGUGAGAGAAUGGGCAGGGAUUGCUCUCCUCCAGCACUUUGAAUGACCUGGACCCUCUCAAGUAUGUGUCACAUAUAACACAGAAAAGCCAACCACAGAGAAAAACCUUACCCAUUAACCUAUUUCUCUUUUUUUAUCUCCCAGAUUCUGAUUUCCUAGUUUUCUUCCUUUGCAUUUUG